Molecule: messenger RNA, 1319 nt
Organism: Ectocarpus sp. CCAP 1310/34
Lineage: Eukaryota; Phaeophyceae; Ectocarpales; Ectocarpaceae
Source: the annotation of a GenBank genome assembly
AUGUUGAUUGUUGCACCUCCUCCCUCACAGUUCUUGGCUCCGCGCUCAGACCCGAACAUCAUCUUGGCGGAAGUUCGGCGGCAGCUGUUCCACCAUCGAGGCGCGGGCAGGAAAAAUGUCAUCGAGUUUCAAGAGGCCUUCAAAGCUUGGGAUGGAGACGGAGACCACAUGCUGAGCCAUUUCGAGUUUGAAAGGGCGCUAUGCGGGAUCUUUCUCCCUGUCCAAGAGGUAAACGCACUCUUCCGACGGUUCGACCCAAGAGGGGAUGGCUUCGCCGAUGCUGAGGAAGCCCUCUCUGCGUUGCGCGUGCCUCUGAGCAAGCGUCGGCUUGCCGUUGUGGAUGCCGCGUUUUCGUCAAUAGCUGCUGCUGCUGCUGCUGCUGCUGCUACUGCUGCUGCAGCAGCGGCGGAUGUCACCACGCAGCGCGGCGAUGGCACAACCAGGGCGGUGUCGCUAGGGUUAGUGGAGGCUGUGGGCCGCAUGAAUGCGGACGGCCACCCGGAGGUGGCUGCCGGGAGAAUCGGUCCGCAGGAGGUGAAAGACGACUUCUGCGAGUUCUUCAUCGACCGAGCGGGUGAGAGAGGAAGCGGCGGGGCGGCCGCGGGUGCGCCGACGGUGUCGCUGGAAGGGUUCAGGGAAUACUAUCGAGACGUUGGCGUUUGCGAACCGUACGACACGGUCUUCAUCCCUAUGAUCGAGGCCCUGUGGGGAGUGCGAGAGCCACAUCCAGGGGACAUCAGGCGCAGCGAGCUAACGAAGCUCUUGCUGCCCAAACUCAAGCAGCACUCGCGUGGGGCCGAGACUGCCGGGGAGGUUUUGAGGAAGACCCUGAGGUACUACAGCGAAGACGACAAAGGAGAGCGCGGCGCCAAGCACAGCGGCGGCGGCGGCGGCGGCGGCGUCGUAGGUCCUUCGGGCGUGGAGAGGUCUCUCAACAGCUUCGGCUUGUACCCGGACAAGAGGGAAGUCCAAGAUAUUUUCGCCGCGUUGGGAUCGCCCAAAGGACAGCCGCAGGACGUGGACAAAGUCUUGGUUUAUCUUUGCCCCCCGGAGCCCGUGCUGGCGCCCAUGUUUUAGCUGGAGUACGGAUUAUUCGUUUCCGUGCCAGCGCGUGGUGUAAUUUAUUUAUCAUCUGCUGGGGUGAUAUGUUGAGCGUGCUCGUAGUGGUACGUGGUGAUUGCAUGUAUGUGCUCAUGAUAGAUGGGGUCGUGCGUACUGUAGUGCGUGUGCACUGCAUACUCCUGUUUGUCGGUGGCGUGGUGAUCCGCUGGUUUUGUCUUUGUUCUACUACACUGCCGCCACUUUGUCCUGUUUGCUCC